Suricata suricatta (meerkat) is the source of this 3250-nucleotide messenger RNA. RefSeq names its product leucine zipper tumor suppressor 2 (gene LZTS2). Gene Ontology annotation, biological process: cell division; negative regulation of canonical Wnt signaling pathway. NCBI's taxonomy places the organism in Eukaryota, Metazoa, Chordata, Mammalia, Carnivora, Herpestidae. Bases 536 to 2548 code for a protein of 670 amino acids. The record is from RefSeq and is a predicted model, not a curated record. The transcript is spliced from 5 exons.
UGAAACCUGAGCCUUCUUUGUCUGCUUCCAAGGGGUUUUCCCUGUGCCUGGGGAAUGAGCUGAGAGCGGACUAGGUCUGGCUCCCUACAGGGCUGGGCAAGUGGCAGUAAAGCCCUAUCGCCAACUUGGGUAGGGCACCCAGACAGUUUAAGCUCUCGGUCACGUGCCGCUCUCCCCUUCCCCAGGUCGAAAGCCAAAUCCAGACGGCUGUGAGGUCGGAGGCCAGCGGGGCAGCCUCCGGGUACCGCUGUGCGACUUCGGGGCUGGAUACCGGGUCGGCUGUUGAGGGGGUGCUGGGCAGACCACUCCCCUCCUGGGCCGGGGGCGCGGCCUCAGCCGCCCCGCCCCGCCCCGCUCCACCAGGCCGGGCCAGGCGGGCGCCCGGAGUCCGGAGCCCGGAGCUGGCUGCGAGCCGGCGGAUCUGCGGCGAGGAGGUACCCGCGCUGGAGCAGGAGCUGGGCGGGAGCUGGAGUGGCGGCGCAGGUGGCGCUGGGUUCCCCUGGAGGCCCUUGGCCAGGCCUGAGCCUCUGUCACUAUGGCCAUUGUGCAGACUCUGCCAGUACCCCUGGAGCCCGCUCCUGAGGCCACCACUGCCCCACAGCCUCCAGCCAUGGGCAGCGUGAGCAGCCUCAUCUCAGGUCGGCCCUGCCCUGGGGGGCCAGCUCCUCCCCGCCACCACGGACCUCCUGGGCCCACCUUCUUCCGCCAGCAGGAUGGCCUGCUGCGGGGUGGCUAUGAGGCACAGGAGCCACUGUGCCCAGCAGUGCCCCCUAGGAAGGCCGUCCCUGGCACCAGCUUCACGUACAUCAACGAGGACUUCCGGACAGAGUCACCCCCCAGCCCAAGCAGUGACAUUGAGGAUGCCCGAGAGCAGCGGGCACGCAGUGCCCAUCUCCGUGGCCCCCCACCCAAGCUCAUUCCUGUCUCUGGAAAGCUGGAGAAGAACAUGGAGAAAAUCCUGAUCCGCCCAACAGCCUUCAAGCCAGUGCUACCCAAACCUCGAGGGGCACCAUCCCUACCUAGCUUCCUGGGUCCUCGGGCCACCGGACUGUCUGGGAGCCAGGGCAGCCUAACCCAGCUGUUUGGGGGCCCUGCCUCGUCCUCCUCCUCCUCCUCCUCCUCGGCUGCUGACAAACCCCUGGCACUGAGUGGCUGGGCCAGCGGCUGCCCAUCGGGGACAUUGUCUGACUCCGGCCGAAAUUCACUGUCCAGCCUGCCAACCUACAGCACCGGGGGUGCAGAGCCAGCAACCAACUCCCCAGGCGGGCACUUACCCUCCCAUGGCCCUGGGCGGGGGGCACUGCCUGGGCCAGCCCGAGGGGCCCCUACCGGGCCCUCCCACUCAGACAGCGGCCGAUCUUCCUCCAGCAAGAGCACGGGCUCCCUGGGAGGCCGUGUGGCUGGGGGGCUCUUGGGCAGUGGUGCCCGGGCCUCCUCUGACAGCAGCUCCUGCGGGGAGCGCUCUCCGCCCCCGCCCCCACCCCCUCCACCCCCUUCGGACGAGGCCCUGCUGCACUGCGUCCUGGAAGGAAAGCUCCGAGACCGGGAGGCAGAGCUGCAGCAGCUUCGGGACAGUCUGGACGAGAGUGAGGUGACCGUGUGUCAGGCAUAUGAGGACCGGCAGCGGCCCUGGCAGCGGGAGCGCGAGGCCCUGCGGGAGGACAGUGCGGCGCAGGCCCAGCGGGCCCAGCGGGCCCAGCAGCUGCUGCAGCUGCAGGUGUUCCAGCUGCAGCAGGAGAAGCGGCAGCUGCAGGACGACUUCGCGCAGCUGCUGCAGGAGCGGGAGCAGCUGGAGCGGCGCUGCGCCACCUUCGAGCGGGAGCAGCGGGAGCUCGGCCCAAGGCUCGAAGAGACCAAGUGGGAGGUGUGCCAGAAGUCCGGUGAGAUCUCCCUGCUGAAGCAGCAGCUGAAGGAGUCCCAGGCCGAGCUGGUGCAGAAGGGCAGUGAGCUGGUGGCCCUGCGGGUGGCGCUGCGGGAAGCCCGCGCGGCCCUCCGGGUCAGUGAGGGCCGGGCGCGGGGCCUGCAGGAGGCAGCCCGGGCUCGGGAGCUGGAGCUGGAGGCCUGUUCCCAGGAGCUACAGCGGCACCGCCAGGAGGCCGAGCGGCUGCGCGAGAAAGCGGGCCAGUUGGACACUGAGGCAGCGGGACUCCGUGAACCCCCUGCACCGCCUGCCACUGCCGACCCCUUCCUCCUGGCGGAAAGUGAUGAGGCCAAGGCGCAGCGGGCGGCAGCCGGGGUUGGGGGCAGCCUGCGGGCCCAGGUGGAGAGGCUGCGAGCCGAGCUGCAGCGGGAGCGCCAGCGGGGCGAGGAGCAGCGGGACGGCUUCGAGGGUGAGCGGCUGGCCUGGCAGGCCGAGAAGGAGCAGGUGAUCCGCUACCAGAAGCAGCUGCAGCACAACUACAUCCAGAUGUACCGGCGCAACCGGCAGCUGGAGCAGGAGCUGCAGCAGCUCAGCCUGGAGCUGGAGGCCCGGGAGCUGGCCGACCUGGGCCUGGCCGAGCCAGCUCCCUGCAUCUGCCUGGAGGAGAUCACUGCCACCGAAAUCUAGGGCCGUAGGCACCCGGGACCUGCGUCCCAGACCUGGAGAGAGCUUUGCCAAAGGCGGGGGCGGAGCCUCGGGUCCACCAAGGGCUCCCAGAACCACAGGAGCUUCAGGGCUUCAGGCCUCCCGGCCUCAGCCAGGAACUCGGGGCUGCCCUGCGACUCGGAGGAGCAAGAUCAGCCUCCUCGAAGGUCCUGGUGUUCACUGUCACACAGAGGUUCCUCCUCACUCGACCCGUUUCACUUCCCGGCUGCUGCCAUUGCCACUCUGCCAGUCGCAUUCAACCCCGGCUGCUCGCCAGCCCACCCAGUUUGAGGGGGAGUGCUGGGAAGAGGAAGGGGUUCCCUCGUUUCCACACUCCCCUACCCCAAAGCCAGAAAGAGCCGACCAGUGCCAGCUGCUCCAGACGUGCCUGCCCCCACCCUGCCCGAGUCAGGGGACAGGGCUGGGACCGGGGUCUGUCCCUCCCCGCCAGGUUCCAGCUCUGCAGCCUCUCUCCUGGGGUGAGGGGGCUGUAGUCAGACCAAAGGAAGAACUCAGAAAUGUCUUGUUUAUUUGUGUUUGUGACCCAGUGGCCCCUCCCCACUCUUAGGUUUAUGGCCUCGUUUUCACUUGUAUAUUUUUCCACACUGUAAAUUUCUUGUACAAACCCAAAGAAAAAAAUUAAAAAUUUUUUGUUUUUAAAAAAAGGUGCAUGUACUAGAUAGA